AUGUCUACCUCUCAAGUCCCCACCGACCUCCCCGAAAUGGAAUACCGCUUCGUCGGCAAGAGCGGGCUUCAAAUCUCGGCCAUUUCGCUGGGCGGCUGGCUGACGUAUGGCGGGCACGUAGGCGACGAGAACACGUUUGCGUGCUUGAAAGCAGCAUUUGAUGCGGGGAUCAAUUUCUUCGAUUGCGCAGAGGGGUAUGCGGGGGGCGAGUCAGAGAAAGUCAUGGGCCGCGCGAUUAAGCAUUUUGGAUGGAGGAGGAAUGAUGUUGUUGUUUCGACCAAGAUAUACUGGGGAACCCACAACUCGGCCCUCGCCUCCCCGCGCAACAAAAUCAACAACCUAGGCGUGAGCAGAAAGCACCUGAUUGAAGGCACCGAAGCCUCCCUCGCGCGCCUGCAGCUCUCCUACGUAGACAUCCUGUACGCCCACCGCCCAGACCGCUACACCCCCAUCGAAGAAACAGUCCGCGCAUUCAACUUCCUCAUCAACACGGGCAAAGCGCUCUACUGGGGCACCUCGGAGUGGGCCGCCUCGGAAAUCGAAGAAGCAUGGGCUGUCGCCGACCGCCUGGGCCUGAUCGGCCCCAUCGUCGAGCAGCCGGGCUACUCGCUCCUGCGCCGCGACAAAGUAGACGAGGAGUUUAAAAAUGCAAACUUGUUCGCCCGCCGUGGCUUGGGGCUCACCAUCUUCUCCCCGCUGGCCGGCGGGUUGCUGACGGGCAAGUACGUCGAUGGCGUGCCGGAGGACUCGCGGCUCAAGACGUCUGAUGAUCCGUAUAUUCAGGGCGUGGUCAAGACGAUUGGCACCGACGCGUGGAAUCAGCAGCAGGACAAGAUCCGCAAGCUGGUUGACGUGGCGAAGAAGUUGGAUACGGAUGUCGCUACGCUGUCCAUGGCGUGGGUGCUUUCUAACAAGGCGGUUUCGAGCGCUAUUACGGGCGCGUCGAGGCCUGAGCAGAUUUAUCAGACUGUCAAGGCGGUUGAUGUGUACCGCAAGCUUACGCCUAAGACGCUGGAGGAGAUUGAGAAGAUUGUUGGCAAUAAGCCUGCUGAGUUGAUCAAGAGAUUUGGAUAG
Molecule: messenger RNA, 1074 nt
Organism: Cucurbitaria berberidis CBS 394.84
Lineage: Eukaryota; Fungi; Ascomycota; Dothideomycetes; Pleosporales; Cucurbitariaceae
Product: Aldo/keto reductase
Exons: 1
Coding region: 1-1074 (357 amino acids)
Source: RefSeq, a predicted model, not a curated record